UUCUAUAAUUAUGUCAAAAGCAACGUAUGGACCAAAACCCGAGUCUUUUGUGUUGGAUGAUGGACAGCGGUAUUAUGUUGGUGCUGAUGUUGGAAUGUACCUUAAAUAUCAUCGCGGAACCCUUUACAAACGCUAUCCUCAGCUUUGGAAAAGAAUGGCUUCAGUAGAUGAAAAGAAGAAAAUCCAAGAAUUGGGAUGCGCAACUUCCUACAUCAAUUCUAACAUUAUGCUGGUUAAAGCUAGUGAAGUUGAAGAAAUAUUUGAAGGUCAAGAAGAGAAAUAUCGCUCUGGAGGUGUUGGAUCUGGCAAUUAUAGCCGUUCAGAUGCCGCAAAUAUUAAAAAUCGUGGAGGUCCAGCCCCUUGGCUUACACAACAGGUCACCAGUGGCUCUCACCAUCUCGAAUCUGUCCCUUGCUCUACUCCUUCGGCCCAUAGACGUGGACAUUUUCGAAAUCGCGAUUAUGCUUAUGCUGCCGAUGAUUUGGAAAAUUAUAAACGUGUUUUGCAAAAUGCAGAGACUGCUGAAUCCUUGGUUCCGAUUAGGCUUGAUAUGGAGUUGGACAAUAUUAAACUUCGUGACUAUUUUUGCUACAACAAAAACGACAAAUUAAUGACCCCUGAAAUGAUUGCUGAAGUUCUUUACCUGGAUUUGCCCUUAAACACAUUUUUGCCUGCAAUAGCCCAAUCUAUACAUCAACAAAUUGAAGCACAUUCUGAAGCUGUACCUGUAGAUGAACAAACUACUGAUCAACGAGCUCUUUUAAAAUUAAAUAUACAUGUUGGGAAUCAAUCGCUGGUAGAUCAAUUUGAAUGGGAUAUGAGCGAUCCAAAAAAUAGUCCUGAAGAAUUUGGUCAAAAAUUGUCUGCAGAAUUGGGUUUGGGUGGAGAAUUUGUUGCUGCUAUUGCUUAUUCUAUUAGAGGUCAAUUAUCUUGGAAUCAACGUACUUAUGCAUUUAGUGAAUCUCCAUUGCCAACAGUAGAAUGUCCAUUUCGUAACCCUAGCGAUGCUGAACAAUGGGGGCCAUUUUUGGAAACAUUAACUAGCGCAGAAAUUGAAAAGAAAAUGCGUGAUCAGGACAGAAAUACUCGAAGAAUGCGUCGUUUAGUUAAUGCAAUUCCUUAUAUUCCUUGA
Molecule: messenger RNA, 1132 nt
Organism: Meloidogyne enterolobii
Lineage: Eukaryota; Metazoa; Nematoda; Chromadorea; Rhabditida; Meloidogynidae
Source: the annotation of a GenBank genome assembly